Messenger RNA from Podarcis muralis (Common wall lizard), 1290 nucleotides. It is a transcript of the gene LRP2BP, whose product is annotated as LRP2 binding protein. NCBI's taxonomy places the organism in Eukaryota, Metazoa, Chordata, Lepidosauria, Squamata, Lacertidae. The record is from RefSeq and is a predicted model, not a curated record. Gene Ontology annotation, molecular function: protein binding.
GGGAGAGAGAGUGUGAGUGAGCGCGCGCGGGAGGGCGCAGUUCGCCAUGGGAACCGGUGGUCAAUUCAAAAGAAAGAGUUUGAAAGAAAGAAAUGCAGCUGACCAGUGAGCCUUUGCCUCAAGAAAGUAGAAGCGAGACCAUUCUCCAAACCAUCUCAAAGGUCCAGAUUUCUGAAUCAGGAGAGUUCAAACCUGACCCAGAGAUUUACAGUCACGAGUAUCUGCUUUCAAGGGCUGAAUUGUUACUGGAAAAACGGAUUAAAAAUGGAGAUCCUUUGGCCUCUUUUCUCAGAGGGCAGAUGUAUUUUGAAGAGGGAUGGUAUGAAGAGGCACUGCAGCAGUUUGAACAAAACACAGAUUUUCAGUCCAUGUAUCAACUAGGCGUAAUGUACUAUGAUGGACUGGGGACCACACCAGAUCCUCAAAAGGGAAUUGAAUAUAUGGAGAAGAUUAUCAACUCCAGUUCCCCUAAAGCAAGGCAUUUGAAGUUUGCCGCUGCCUACAACCUUGGAAGAGCUUGCUAUGAAGGAUGUGGAAUUGAGAUUUCAGAGAAAGAUGCUGAACGUUUAUGGUUUAUUGCUGCAGACCACGGGAACCCAAAAGCAAGUGUAAAGGCUCAAACAGCCCUUGGGAUGCUGUAUUCAGCAAAGCAUCGAAAGGAUCUGAAAAAGGCCUUCUUUUGGCAUUCAGAAGCUUGUGGGAAUGGGAGCCUGGAAUCACAGGGCAUCCUUGGUCUUAUGUAUUUUUAUGGGCACGGUGUACGUCCAAAUUUAAAAGCUGCUCUGGAGUGCCUGACUGCAGCCUCAGAUCGUGGGAAUGUCUAUGCUAAAGGUCACUUGGUGGAAUAUUACUACAAAAGGAAAUUUUUUACAAAAGCAGCUGACUUUGCCAAAAGGACUGCAGAAAAUGAUGACGUUGAAAAGUUAGCAAAGGCAACAGACUGCAUUCCUUUUUAUAUAAAGAGAGGGCUUGCUAUGGCUUCCUUCUACCUGGCUAGAUGUCUCCAGUUUGGCCUAGGAACACAACAAGAUUUAGCAGCAGCUAAAAAUUAUUAUUCUAAGGCAUGCAGGCUGGAUCCCGAUCUGGCUUCUGAACUUGAGCUACUGGCUAAUCAUGGGAGAAUUUAGAGCAACAUUUUGAUGAAUCUGAGCAAGUUCCGGCAGUUUGUCUUUAUAACGACAAAUGUCAGUUGUCGUUCAGCUUUUGAUAAAUCAUGGUUAUUAUUUCAAGCAUUUUAGGUACAUAAUGUUCUGAUUAUCUUCAUCUAAAAGUAAAGCAUUGUAUGAGUUA